Trichogramma pretiosum is the source of this 841-nucleotide messenger RNA. RefSeq lists its product as uncharacterized. The record is from RefSeq and is a predicted model, not a curated record. NCBI's taxonomy places the organism in Eukaryota, Metazoa, Arthropoda, Insecta, Hymenoptera, Trichogrammatidae. The transcript is spliced from 3 exons. The coding region runs from base 187 to 747 and encodes 186 amino acids.
GUGUAGCACGAUGCGUAGUUGACUUGACACUGCCGAAUGCAAUCAAUUUCACCCCAUGGACUUUGAAUAUUAUAUAUUAUAUAUUAUAAUUUUUAAAUAGUAAAAUCGAAGAGAAAUAUAAAAGCCAUCAUAUCAUACUAAACAGUCAAUUUUUAACUGUGAGUUGUUUCAGUAAAUUUUUUAAUAAUGGAGCGUUGCGAUAAUGAUUCGUCGAGUUCAGAAGACGAGGUUAAUUUAAAUGCUCUACGAGAAGCAACAGAUGACUCUUUUAUAAAAAAAUUUUAUGAAGAUAAAACAAAAAAAAUAGAAAUUACCCCUGAAGGUAUUGCUGAUACAAAAAAUACUGAUAAUUAUGAAACGAAUGGAUUAUCUCAGUCUUGCAAGGAUUUUAUUGCAAGAAAAUUAAUGCAACGUCUAGAUUCAAGCAUUAGAUUAAGCGAUGAUUUGGAAGUUGACUUGGAAGUAAAAAAUAAGCCUAGUGAUGAUAUUGGAAUUAAACUUUUGAGUUCAUCAAGCAUAAUUUUAACUGAAUUUGAAGAAGAGACAGAAUUACCAAGAUUAAAAAAACCAAUAAUUAUGGGCAGUUACUCUGAAAAAUCGAAUAAGAAAAAAUGUAAAGAAGUAGCAAUUGAAUCUGAUCAAAUAUUAUCACAAGAAGAAACUAAAUAUUGGACUAAUAGAAAACCUGGAAAAGUAUUCAAUUAUAAAAAGCAAAAAAAUGGGUUGCUUGUGGAAAUAUCAAAUUAAUUUACUUACCAAUUAGAAUAUUCAAACUGUAAAAAAUUGUAAAUAGUUCUCCAAUGUAGUACAUAAACUUGUAAAUAAUCAAAAUUUUACUAAA